AUGCAGCUCCCUGCAAUGAGUUGGAACUGCCAUAUGCACUGCUUCAACCCGGAUCAAUUCCCAUUCAAAGCCAACCGCUCCUAUACUCCCGAGCCAGCAGUCAUUACCGAUGCUUUGAACAACACCUGGACGGAUAACUUUAUGCUGGUUCAAGCCACUAUAGAAGAUGGAUUCACCGGUCUGCUGGAUAAUCUGGGUCGUGCCCGCGACUUGGAUCCCGGAAAGCACACAGCCGGCACCAUUUUCUGGGACCCAGAACACGAAGCUCAGCUUAAGAACAUGACUGGAUCUCAAUAUGAUCAGCUUCACGACGCGGGCAUUCGAUCAGUCCGUGUUCACGGUUCAUACGGAGGCUCAGGGGAUAACCUCGAUUGGGUCCGCACCCAGUUCUUGGACGUAGCCCAGUACAGUCCUGUUCACCGACAUAACUGGAGUAUCUCUGCCCAACUCCCGCUUGCAACUUGGUCAGCUUUAGCGCAGACGCUCAUCGAACAUCCGCUUCUUCAAAACGUAUCAGUCAUCGCUGAUCACGAUGGAUCCGCCACGCCAUCCGACGCCGGCAGCCCCGAAUUGAGCAACUUCUUACGCUUACUAGAGUCCGGGAAAUUCUAUGUCAAGAUUGGCGCACUGCACCGAAGAUCUCCAACAAACAUCGAGCUGAUGCGCCCCAUCGUCGAGUCUUUUGUCAACACAGCACCUGGAAAUGUCUUGUGGGGGAGCGACUGGCCGCACGUCAAUACCACUACGGGUAACCUGAGUCCGGCGCGUCCUCUCGAGGUCGAUACAGGCGCAGAGUUGACCGCGUUGAAGAGCUGGCUUACAGAAGAACAAUGGCUCAACAUGCUUGUCAACAACCCACAACGGCUGUUCGGCACGACUCAGAAGUAG
This is a messenger RNA of Colletotrichum karsti, 888 nucleotides long. RefSeq names its product amidohydrolase. Bases 1 to 888 code for a protein of 295 amino acids. Lineage: Eukaryota; Fungi; Ascomycota; Sordariomycetes; Glomerellales; Glomerellaceae. The record is from RefSeq and is a predicted model, not a curated record. The transcript has a single exon. Gene Ontology annotation, molecular function: hydrolase activity.